Malania oleifera is the source of this 1948-nucleotide messenger RNA. Its product is annotated as 3-oxoacyl-[acyl-carrier-protein] reductase 4. The transcript has 10 exons. Gene Ontology annotation, biological process: fatty acid biosynthetic process. NCBI's taxonomy places the organism in Eukaryota, Viridiplantae, Streptophyta, Magnoliopsida, Santalales, Ximeniaceae. The record is from RefSeq and is a predicted model, not a curated record. The coding region runs from base 197 to 1300 and encodes 367 amino acids. Gene Ontology annotation, molecular function: 3-oxoacyl-[acyl-carrier-protein] reductase (NADPH) activity; NAD binding.
CGAACUUCGUUUCCAUCGCCACUAAAACAAAGAGUCUGCGGAGCAUCCAAAGCAACAAAUCAAGCAGCCAAAACCGCAUCAUAUAAAAGCCGAUCCUUCUCCCUUCCUCCUAUUUUCGUUUCUGGCGACACUCUUCAGCUCAUCCUCGUCUUCAUUUCCUUCGGUCAUCGCCAUUCGGAGGUUCGCCGGAGCUCUCAUGGCCGCCGCCACCACCGGUUCGCCCCUCGCGUUCAAAUCCGCCGCAAUCGCCGAGAAGUCCGGACUUUCUGGCCGCCGGCUCGUCGCUCCAUUCCGGCAUUACUGUCGAGUCGUAUCGGGAUCGUACCCCCUGCGAGCUCGUCUCGGCUCGCAAUGCAGAUCGAGAUCUUCCUUUGCCUCGUCCGGUGUUAGAGCUCAGAUUGUCACAAUUGAACAAUCAAAGGCUGAAACAGCAAAAAAAAUGGAAGCUCCUGUUGCUAUUGUAACUGGAGCCUCAAGGGGCAUUGGUAGAUCAAUUGCAUUAGCCCUGGGGAAAGCUGGUUGUAAGGUCAUGAUUAAUUAUGCUAGGUCAUCAAAGGAGGCUGAAGAAGUUUCCAAAGAGAUUGAAGCAUGUGGUGGUCAAGCCAUUUCUUUUAGGGGAGAUGUUUCGAAAGUAGAAGAUGUUGAAUCAAUGAUUAAAACUGCAGUUGAUGCAUGGGGAACUGUUGAUGUAUUGAUAAACAAUGCAGGAAUUACUCGGGAUGGUCUGUUAAUGAGAAUGAAACCGUCUCAAUGGCAGGAUGUUAUUGAUCUGAAUCUCACAGGUGUAUUCCUUUGUACACAGGCAGCAGCCAAGAUAAUGAUGAAGAAGAAAAAGGGCAGGAUAAUCAAUAUAGCAUCUGUUGUUGGCCUGGUUGGCAAUGUUGGGCAAGCCAACUACAGUGCUGCAAAAGCUGGAGUAAUUGGCCUGACAAAGACAGUUGCAAAGGAGUACGCAAGUAGAAGUAUUAAUGUAAAUGCUGUUGCACCGGGAUUCAUUGCUUCUGAUAUGACUGCCAAGCUUGGGGAAGACAUUGAGAAGAAAAUUUUGGAGACCAUCCCCUUAGGAAGGUAUGGCCAACCAGAAGAAGUUGCUGGACUGGUGGAAUUCUUGGCCCUCAAUCCAGCAGCCAGCUACAUUACUGGACAGGUUUCAAAACUUUUUUCAUUUUGGCAUUCUCAUUGUCCUGCAAGUUUAAGACUGCUGAACAAAACUGUCACAAGGAGCUGCGAAUCCCAUAUUUUGGCUGCAUUUCAUUUGUUGAAUUGUGUGAAUAAUGCAAAAGUUCCUAACAAAGCAUAGCCAUUGUUUAAUCCAAUUCCUGGCCGCACUUACCUUGUGUCUGGAUACUAGAGUUUGGUCAUUAGAUUUGGGUAUGCAAGGAUUUAGUUAAAAUACAGUAUAAAAUUGUAUUGAGUUUUGAUCAAAUUCAUACGAAUCCAAACCCAAGAGCUCCCAAACACGGCCUUUAAUGGGAUUGAGAUUCCAUGUUACAGUGAGUUUGUGGUCUCACCUGUUCUGGUGAUUUCAUCAUAAUGUGUACUCAAACUUGAUACCAAUUGGUGACUUGCAGGUUUUCACAAUUGACGGGGGAAUGGUAAUGUAGGUCAGCUGUCAAUCUUGAAUAGCGUUCUUGAGCCUCAGAUUGCAAACUAGUGAUGUUGGAAACCACAGCUCAGUUGUGAUGUAUGACCAGUUUAGCUGAACCUCUUAGGAGGCUGUUUUUAGCUUAAAGCUAAAUUAAUGACAGAUGCUGAGGUUGAGUUUAAUAGAAUUUCAGUUGAAUGUGUUGGAAUUAAAUCAAACAAGGGUUAUGUAAUGCUGUUUAUUUAUUUUUUUAGGCUACAUUUUGGCAACCUCUUUGGAGGCUGUUUUUAGCUUAAAGCUAAAUUAUUGACGGAUGCUGAGGUUGAGUUUAAUAGAAUUUCAGUUGAAUGUGUUGGAAUUAAA